AUGUUGUGGUCCUUUCUUUCCUUGCUGUUGCUAGCAUCCACCGCUGUGGCCACCAAUGGAACGGCUGAGUCAGACAAUACCCACCUCCACUGCCACGACUCAACCUUCAUACCAGACUUCUACCUUCUUGUGACGUACGAGAAUCAUACAGCAGCAUGUCAACACCGUAUGUCAGUCCUAGUCAAUGGCACAUCACCAGGCCCAACGCUUCGCCUUCCACCAGGCAAGACAAGCUGGGUGCGUGUCUGCAAUGAUAUGGACGCUUACAAUACCACUAUGCAGUGGCAUGGCCUCUCCCAACGCACCGCCCCCUUCAGCGACGGCUCCCCAGUCUCUCAGUGGCCCAUCGCACCCCACCAAUGCUUCGACUACGAAAUCCACCCCGAACUAGAAGACUCUGGGACGUACUUCUACCACUCGCACAUCGGCGUCCAAGCCAUGACUGCCGCAGGUCCACUGCUCAUCGAAGACGCUGCCGAGCCACCAUACAAGUAUGACGAAGAACGCAUCAUCUUCCUACAAGACUACUACAAUAAGACUGAUGAUGUGAUUGAGCACGGUCUAACCGCUACGCCUUUUGUGUGGAGUGGCGAGGUCAACGCAGUCCUACUCAAUGGCGUGGGAGUCGCAACCGGCGAGACUGCAGGCAAACCCGGCUGUACAAUGCCAGUCAUCGAUGUCGAUCCAGACAAAACCUACCGCCUACGCUUUAUCGGCGCAUCAGCAAUCAGCAUGGUAUCCUUCGGCAUCGAAGACCACUCCAAACUGUCCGUCAUCGCCGCAGACGGCCACUACACGAAACCCCACCGCGUGGGACACAUGCAAAUAACAUCCGGGCAGCGCUUCGACGUCCUCCUCACCACGAAAUCUCUCGACGAGCUGAGCGAGCUAAGCGGGAAAUCGGACUGGAUAAUUCAAUUCGAAACCAAAGACCGACCAAGCGUAUACACCGGCUUCGGGGUCCUACGCUACUCCUCUGCUUCCCCGACCAUCACCACUGCACCCGCCAUCGCGCCCUUGCAGUUAUCGAAUGAGACGCAUAGUUUCCUCGAGUACGCACUCGAGCCCCUCGUCCCUAACGGGUUUCCCAGCGCAAACGAAGUGACGAGGAGAGUCCACAUCACGAACCAACAACUCAUCCAAUCAACCAUCAUAUGGCAAUUAGAAGGGCUAAACUGGACUGAGGAUAAAUCCUACAACGCGCCUCCCUACCUCGUCGACAUCUACAAGAACGGGCCGGCGGCGAUGCCUCACUACACCGCCGCGCUAUCAAACGGUGGAUGGGACCCGCUCACUCUCGCCUGGCCAGCCAAGAUCGGCGAAGUCCUCGAAAUCAUCCUUGAAAACACCGGGAGCACUGUAAACGGCAACGGCGGCGUGGAUUACCACCCCUUCCACAUGCACGGCGGGCAUUACUACGACUGCGGCAGCGGCAACGAAACGUACGACGCCGCUGCCAACGAAGCGAAACUGAAAGACUACACUCCGGUGCUGAGGGACACGACGAACCUCUACCGCUACGCAGCAAAAGGCACGCCAGCGCAGCCAGCAGGGUGGCGCUGCUGGCGUCUCCGGGUCCAGGAUGCCGGGUGCUGGAUGCUGCAUUGUCAUAUUCUGCAGCAUAUGAUCAUGGGCAUGCAGAGCGUGUGGGUGAUGGGUGAGUAUGAGGAGAUAGCUUCGAUCCCAUAUUCUGGGGCAAGGGGGUAUCUCGACUUCGGCGGGACGGCGUAUGGAGGGGAGGAUAUAUCGCCGGUGGUGUGGCAUGAGUGGGAUGAUGGUGCGGAUGGGUAA
This is a messenger RNA of Macroventuria anomochaeta, 1791 nucleotides long. RefSeq names its product multicopper oxidase. The coding region runs from base 1 to 1791 and encodes 596 amino acids. Lineage: Eukaryota; Fungi; Ascomycota; Dothideomycetes; Pleosporales; Didymellaceae. The record is from RefSeq and is a predicted model, not a curated record. Gene Ontology annotation, molecular function: oxidoreductase activity; copper ion binding. The transcript has 3 exons.